Fomitopsis serialis is the source of this 246-nucleotide messenger RNA. RefSeq lists its product as uncharacterized. The transcript has 3 exons. The coding region runs from base 1 to 246 and encodes 81 amino acids. The record is from RefSeq and is a predicted model, not a curated record. NCBI's taxonomy places the organism in Eukaryota, Fungi, Basidiomycota, Agaricomycetes, Polyporales, Fomitopsidaceae.
AUGUCUGAACCCGAUCACUGGCGCAUGAGACUCAACAACUACCUGCAAGGCAAUGGUGGCCCCCGCACAUUGAGCUGGGAAGUAUAUCAAUCUGGCCCAUUACACCAGCCUGUGUGGACGGCGGUGGCCUAUGUCAGAGGAGUCGAGUACGGAAGAAGCACUGGUUCCAGCCAGAAUGCUGUCAAGGAAGAGGCGGCGCGACAAACGCUUUCUGCCCUUUAUCACGACCGUGGUGUGCGGGGCUGA